GCGAUGCCGUCGGGGAGUUCGAUUGGUCAUGUCUGGAUCUGGUCCGUCCACUAAUAUCUUCCCCCACCGGCGCAAAAGCGUGGAAUGUAAACGGAGGAAACUGGAACCAAAAUGUGCAGAUCUAAGCUACAAACACUCAUCAUAUGUGGACAGUAUGACUUUUGUUAAGUUGAGUUAAGUAGCGCCUGUUCAAAUGGGAACAGAGGAGGGCAGUAAAGCUGAUUUCCACCCGAGUCAUGAGGAAAUCGACAAGUGGAUGGACAGCGCCUUUGACAUGGCCAAAAAUGCUCUGGACAACGGAGAGGUGCCUGUUGGAUGUCUGAUGGUCUACAACGAUGAAGUCGUGGGCAAGGGACGGAAUGAAGUCAACGAGUCCAAAAACGCCACUCGCCAUGCUGAGAUGGUGGCCCUGGACCAGCUCCUGGACUGGUGUCGCUGCAGCAGCCUGGAUGUGAGCAGCGUCUGCGAGCGGACGGCCCUGUACGUCACUGUGGAGCCGUGCAUCAUGUGUGCAGCAGCCUUGCGCCUGCUCAACAUCCCUCUGGUCGUGUACGGCUGCAGGAACGAGCGAUUUGGAGGCUGCGGUUCAGUCCUGGACGUUUCCUCUGCAAACUUAUCUCAGACUGGGACUGCAUUCAAGUGUUGUUCAGGUCACAGAGCAGAAGAAGCUGUAGAGAUGCUGAAGACUUUCUACAAACAGGAGAAUCCAAACGCCCCAAAACCCAAAACAAGGAAGGACUGAGACUUGGACAAAGUGCUCAUACCGCUUGUUUUAACCUUUUUGUAAUGUAAUAAAUGACAUUAUAAUUAUC
Molecule: messenger RNA, 812 nt
Organism: Scatophagus argus
Lineage: Eukaryota; Metazoa; Chordata; Actinopteri; Scatophagidae
Gene: adat2
Product: adenosine deaminase tRNA specific 2
Exons: 6
Coding region: 194-742 (182 amino acids)
Biological process (GO): tRNA wobble adenosine to inosine editing
Cellular component (GO): nucleus; cytoplasm
Molecular function (GO): zinc ion binding; tRNA-specific adenosine-34 deaminase activity
Source: RefSeq, a predicted model, not a curated record